Molecule: messenger RNA, 1710 nt
Organism: Cercospora beticola
Lineage: Eukaryota; Fungi; Ascomycota; Dothideomycetes; Mycosphaerellales; Mycosphaerellaceae
Cellular component (GO): membrane
Source: RefSeq, a predicted model, not a curated record
AUGCAUGUCAAGACUGCAUUGCGACUCAGCAGUAAUGAGAGUGACGAGGGUAGCGUUUUACGGGAACUCGCGAUACCAAGUGCAGCGCAUUUGGCGGACAGCAGGAAAGAGCGAACUUGGAGCAACUAUACGGCUAGACGUGACUCGCCGAAUGCUUUCUCACCACAGCUCAAGUGGCCUCCUUCGCCAUACUCGCCGUCUGCGAAUGCUUCGCUUGAUAAACGCUUGGCACCGGUGUCGCGUCAGAAGCGCAGUACACACCAAACACUCGGCUGGAAUCAGCCUUACUGGACACCAGCAAUGAACACGCCGAAGGAUGUCUACCACCGAGUCGAGCGCAGCCCUCUACUGGAGAAAGGAGGUCCCUUUCACGAGGUUGACCUGCACCAACGUGCCGAAUCAAAGCCAGAUCAGCCCACAGUACCGACGAACGAGGUGCAUCGCCAACCCACACGGCUCGCUCUUCUGGCUAGUACCACGAUCUGGUUCUCUUGUUUCGGCCUGCACCAUGCCUUCGGUGUUUUUCAGUCAUACUACACAACGCUCUACCCGACCAGCAGUCAGACAAGCAUUAGCUUCGUGGGAAGUACUCAGCUGGCUUUGAUGGUCGGUAUGUAUGCGCUGACGAGCACCGUCACGGCCUACAAGCAUUCAAUCCGAGCCGGUGGUAUGCUUGGCGCACUACUGGUCAUACUGGGCACCCUUUGCACUUCGUGGUGCACGUCCUUGCUGUCGAUCUAUCUCAUACAAGGAGUUCUAAUCGGCGUCGGCAUGGCUCUGGUACUGCAAGCUGCAUCUGUUACUGUCAUGUCCGACUUUGUGGGUCGAGCUGCAAUAAUGAUUCUGGUUUUAGCUCUUGCUGCUGGUCAUCUAGGAGGCAUCUUCUACGCGCUUGUCAUCAAUGAGCUACUGGUGCGAUACAUUUUUGCCACGGCCAUGCGUGUCCUCGUUGGAGUGGUUACAGUAACUCUACUACCUCCAGUCAUCAUGCUAUGCUGGAAGCGACAUCCGGAAGAGCCUCAGCAGCAGCCUGCACAGCGAGCCAGGAAACCAAAUUCUGCGCCACAAGCACUUUCAGCAUCUGGUAUCACCCUCGUUUUCCUCGGCUUGUACUUUUUGCCCACGUACAUGCCGGUAUUUGCAGCGACAGCAGCGGGCUUAGAAAGCGACCAGGGCGCUCAUCUGCUUGCUCUCAUGUGCGCAACGGCUGUCUUUGGGUGUUCCCUUACAAGCCUGGCUAUCUGUCAUGGAAUCAGAGCUGCCAAAGUGGGUGGAGCCUGUUCCGUUCUCGCCGGCAUCGUUGUCCUCGCAUGGCUCGGCAUUCCCGCACAAUCUUCCUUUGGCGAACUGGCUAUCCUGUCUACGCUCUACGGCUUAGUGAGUCCUGGAAUAUCGAUAUAUUGCCUUGCAGCACUAUGCACUUUGGGCCCAGAUUCCUAUGAAAUCACUGAUACUGCACGGGCUCGAAGCUCUCCACGCUGGAUCUCUGACAGACUUCCAAACUUUAGCGUCGUUGUCUUGAUGAUUUCCAUUAGCCUGGCAGCAGUUAUUGGAAGUCCAGUCGCUGGUGCUCUGAUCCAACUGCAUCCGAGUGCGAUCUCGCCAGCUUCAAGCAACGACUUCUUUAAGGCGAAAAUAUUUGCUGGUGCCACAUUGUUCGCGGGGGGCGUACUGUUGUUGGCGAGCAGCUAUAUUCGAACAGGAAAGUGA